UCGGGGCCCGGGCGGCGGGAGAAGUCGAGCCAGGGUGAGCCGUGCGCCGGGACGCCGAGGGCGCGAUGGAACCUCGCUCACCUGGCAGGGCCCGUGGAGGCUGAGGAUAACGGAGUGUCCGGCUGCUGCGGUCUUCGCUUUAGGUUUUCGCUCCCGGGGCGGUGGGUGUGGAUGCGCAGUCAUUGCCUUCACCUGCCGCCCUGGGACAAGUGACUGGGAACAGCAUCCUCGCUCUCUGGCGCUCUUGGAGGGUGCCAGUGCAGCGCCCAUUCUAACAGGUUUUCUACUUAUGAAAGAUAAUGACUACUGAUGAAGGUGCCAAGAACAAUGGAGGAAGCCCGGCAGCAGCUGUUGCUGAGCAGGGAGAGGAUAUUACCUCUAAGAAAGAUAGAGGAGUAUUAAAGAUUGUUAAAAGAGUGGGGAAUAGUGAGGAAACACCAAUGAUUGGAGACAAAGUUUAUGUCCAUUACAAUGGAAAAUUGGCAAAUGGAAAGAAGUUUGAUUCCAGUCAUGAUCGAAAUGAACCAUUUGUCUUUAAUCUUGGCAAAGGUCAAGUUAUCAAGGCAUGGGACAUCGGGGUGGCUACCAUGAAGAAGGGAGAGAUGUGCCAUUUACUGUGCAAACCAGAAUAUGCAUACGGCUCAGCUGGCAGUAUCCCCAAAAUUCCCUCAAAUGCAACUCUCUUUUUUGAGAUUGAGCUCCUUGAUUUCAAAGGAGAGGAUUUAUUUGAAGAUGGAGGCAUUAUCCGAAGAAUCAAACGGAAAGGAGAAGGAUACUCAAACCCAAACGAAGGAGCAACAGUAGAAAUCCACCUGGAAGGCCACUGUGGUGGAAAGAUGUUUGAUUGCAGAGAUGUGAUAUUCAUCGUUGGCGAAGGAGAAGACCACGACAUUCCAAUUGGAAUUGACAAAGCCCUGGAGAAAAUGCAGCGGGAAGAACAAUGUAUUUUAUAUCUUGGACCACGAUAUGGUUUUGGAGAGGCAGGGAAGCCUAAAUUUGGCAUUGAACCUAAUGCUGAGCUUAUGUAUGAAGUUACACUUAAGAGCUUCGAAAAGGCCAAAGAAUCCUGGGAGAUGGAUACCAAAGAAAAAUUGGAGCAGGCUGCCAUUGUCAAAGAGAAGGGAACUGUGUACUUUAAGGGAGGCAAGUAUUUGCAGGCGGUGAUUCAAUAUGGGAAGAUAGUAUCGUGGUUAGAGAUGGAAUACGGCUUAUCAGAAAAGGAAUCUAAAGCUUCGGAAUCAUUUCUGCUCGCUGCCUUCCUGAACCUGGCUAUGUGUUACCUGAAGCUCAGAGAGUACACCAAAGCCGUCGAAUGCUGUGAUAAGGCCCUUGGACUGGACAGCGCCAAUGAGAAGGGCUUGUACAGAAGGGGUGAAGCCCAGCUGCUCAUGAACGAGUUCGAGUCAGCCAAGGGUGACUUUGAGAAAGUGCUGGAAGUAAAUCCCCAGAAUAAGGCCGCAAGACUGCAGAUCUCUGUGUGCCAGAAAAGGGCUAAGGAGCACAAUGAGCGGGACCGCAGAAUAUAUGCCAACAUGUUCAAGAAGUUCGCAGAGCAGGAUGCAAAGGAAGAAGCCAGUAAAGCAGUGGGCAAGAAGACUUUAGAAGGGGUCACCAAUAAAAAAGAAAGUCAAGCAACGAAAGAGGAGAAAGCAGAAGGCCAUGUAUGACACCACGCAAAAGGAGGGAAGAGUCCUGGUGAACUCGGCCCCCUCCUCCCUGGGCUUUCACCCAACUCAGGACUAAACAGUGUUUAAUGUAAAGUUUGUCAUAGUCUAUGUGAUUCUGGAAGCAAAUGGCAAAACCAGUAGCUUCCCAAAAAACCACACCCUGCUGCUGCCCAGUGCUCUCAUUGAGGGGUGGCGUGGGACCACUCCAGGUGGAACAAAACAGAAAUGACUGUUGGUGUGGAGGGACUGCGCCAACAGCUUAAGUCCAGCUCAUUUCAGUUUAUGUCACCUUUCAAUAUCCAAUUCAGGGUCCCUUGAGAUAAUCCCGACAAUUGAAACUGUCCAAUUUUAUAUUUGAUUGAACUUUAAUAGCACUUCAGAAACCCAAAAAUAAAUGCUUAAUGGAUUUCUCCUUUCUUGCAGUUGGAUGGGGGAAAGGAGGAUGAGAUUUUGUGUUUUAAUUAACCGAAGUGCUACGAAUGCAACCUGUUGUAUUUUUAACCAGUAGAACCCAAAGUAGGGGAUCUAAUGUCCCCUCAGGUCCACUGCAGUGUCACAGACUUGAAAGCCAGAACCUCAGAGGCCACUUGCUUGCUGACUUAGCCAUACUCCACCCUUAGUGAGCCAGCCUCCUUGUGAGAGUGGGUUUCUGCCACACCCUGCCUGUCCCAGAGGAGGAAUCCUGUCAUUCCUAAAACACUUCGGAAGUGACAGCUAGCAGAGGGAGUUUCUGGAUUAGCUUUCUCUGUUUUGGAUGAAGUUCUGAGAUGUUGAAAUGUGAAAAGAGCAAUCAGAAUUGUGUUUUUUCCUUUCCUCUGUUCCUUUUCGGAAAUAAUUUUGCAUACAGUACUGCCUGCUAGCAUUGCUACUGCUCAGUUUCUUAUUUCCAUUCUAACCCUCGCUAUUAAGAAUUUAAAACUUGUUCUUGUAAUAUUUCUGACCUGGAGUGGAUUUAUUUACAUAUCCAUUUAGGAUCCAUGCAGCUUUUUUUGUUGUCUUUUUAAAAUUACUGGCUCAUAAACAUUUGUAUACUGGAACUUUAUUUACACUCUUCUCUCGUGCAAAAAAAAAAAAAAAA
Molecule: messenger RNA, 2745 nt
Organism: Pteropus alecto (black flying fox)
Lineage: Eukaryota; Metazoa; Chordata; Mammalia; Chiroptera; Pteropodidae
Gene: FKBP5
Product: FK506 binding protein 5
Exons: 11
Coding region: 300-1667 (455 amino acids)
Molecular function (GO): protein binding; peptidyl-prolyl cis-trans isomerase activity
Source: RefSeq, a predicted model, not a curated record